Molecule: messenger RNA, 1117 nt
Organism: Guillardia theta CCMP2712
Lineage: Eukaryota; Cryptophyceae; Pyrenomonadales; Geminigeraceae
Exons: 10
Cellular component (GO): membrane
Source: RefSeq, a predicted model, not a curated record
AUGGCGGAGGGACGAUGGCUGGCGCACGGGAUUGGGAUGGCGAUGAUGAUGCUGGUGCUCGUUGUACUUGCCACGUUCGACUUCUCUGAGUUCGGAGUCGUCGGUCCAUUAUCGCCCGAUGUCCUCCAGCAAGACCAGGAGGUCGUCAAGCCAGCAGGCAUGGCAAGCUUCCAGGGAGUUCGUGGGAGGAUGCAACAGCUACCUAUCCGCGUGUCGGGCAGCGUCGACAUCCCAGAGACGGCAGGAGCGAGCAGCAUAACGCAAGUGAACCCUGCGGUAGCCAUCCGCUUCACCCAGAGCCACGUCGAACCUCCUGCUCAGCCUCCCACCGUCCCUGAGGAGAUCUGGGACGACGCACAGGCAACCAAGGAGAUGGCGGACAAGCUGAAGCACGCGCUGACGAAGCAGGAGGGAGCAGACCAGGUCAUGCAGGACAAAGUGAACAAGUUGCGCGAGUUCAUCUCGUCCAACGCCAACUCGGUGGAGGAAGAAGCGAGCAGCAUCGACUCGAAGCUCACCAAGCUGAUCCAACAGAGGGCGACCCAGGGGCCCCAAGGGAAGCGAGGCGAGCCCGGUCAAGCCGGUCUCCCCGGGGCCCCUGGAGCUCCGGGAAGGAACGGGAUGUUGGGAGCUGUCGGGGCGCCGGGAGCGCAAGGCGUGAGAGGAGAGCGUGGCCCCACUGGUGCCGUCGGUCCUGCUGGACCAGCUGGUGAGGAUGGACCUCGAGGACCUCAGGGCCCGGCCGGACCCCCGGGAGAGAAAGGAGAGCUGGGUCGACAGGGGGCUGAGCCAGGCGCGUACCUUCACAGCAUCCGACAGCCAGCGCUGUCCUCGUUCAACCCCAACCUGUGCCCCGACGGUGACAAUGGAAUCAUCCGACUCGCGCAGUGCAAUCACCGAGCAUGCAGACUGGAGGUGCUGCACGAGAAUCACUGGGGAAGUGUCUGCGAUGAUGGUUUCGACAACACGAACGCGAGGGUGGUCUGCUCCUCCCUGGGUUACCCUGCACAUAGAGCAGAGGCUGUGCGAGCUAUCGGCGGAGGAUCGGGAAGAAUCUGGUUGGAUGACGUGAAAUGCAAAGGAAGCGAGGAACAGCUGACGAUGUGCGGCCAUGCCG